UGUUCAUCUUCAGCACGUGGAAGCUGAGUGGAGCCGCGAUCCCUGCGAGGGGAGAAUGUGAGCGAGGAAUCGCGCAGGGAAAGUGUUUGGGAGAGAGCCGGGCAUGUCAGCCCACUGAGCAUGCUAUCAAUGCAACAGUUUGCUUCCCUGCCUCCGGAAGACAGCUACCGGCCGGUCAUCUGCGCUGACAGGGUCUUUGGAGCAGAUGAAGAUAAUAUGGGGGAUGGCUGUUCUCAGAAGCCGGCAUCUGCCAAGUACCUCCGUCUCUUGCUGCUAAUACUCAUCCCAUGCAUCUGCGCUUUCAUUCUUUUGCUGGUUGUUCUGCUCACAUUUGUUGGUGUGAUAGACAGACACUGUUUUGACUUUAAUAGGAGUGAUCCGCUAACCAGCAGUAUUGGAAUCGGAUCUCCUGACAUUCCAUUCAUAAAGAUGGAUGACAAUGCAUCAGAAGGGACAUUAAUGAAAGGCUGGGAACCCCAUCCCGCACUCUGGAAUACUUCUGCUGUUGUAGCUGACCAAAGCUCUACCAACUUUAGUGAAAUAAAAGACACUCCCCAGCAGGAUCCCUUAUACCCCUUUCCUUAUACCACAGUAGAUUAUAAACGCUCAAGAAAUAACGUGACACUGACCAAAGAGCAUGACGCCAACCUAUUGGAAAGCACGGGCGUUUGGACCACGCCAUUGCUGAGUGACGCCACCAUGUCUCCGACUGUGGAACCAAUUGGGCCUCAAUUUGUAGUCAGGGAAGAUGCCUGUGUGAACAUCUCAUACAGCCAAUGCCAAAUGCUGCCAUACAAUAACACCGUCUCAAAAUCAGUGUAUUCGUUCGUCAAGAGCAUUGAAAUGGAAAUGUUUCUCAAGUUCUUCAGCUAUCUCAACCGCCUCAGCUGCUAUCAGCACAUCAUGCUUUUUGGCUGCAGCCUGGCUCUCCCGGAAUGCAUCAGUCAUGGCGAUGACAGUUAUACUCUCCUGCCGUGCAGAUCAUUCUGUGAGGCUGCGCAAGAAGGUUGUGAACCAGUGCUUGAGAUGGUGAAUUCUUCCUGGCCAGAGUUCCUGAGAUGCUCCCAGUUUCGGAACAAAACAGACAAUAACAACACAAGCCGAGUGUGUUAUUCUCCGCAGCAAGAGAAAGGAAAGCAAUCGCUUUGUGGAGAACAUGACAGCUUUCUGUGUAACAAUGGAAUCUGCAUACCUAGACAGUUGAUGUGCAAUGGAUACAAUGACUGUGAUGACUGGAGCGACGAGGUACAUUGCAACUGCAGUGAUCAUCAGUUCCGGUGCAAUACAGGGAAAUGCCUUAACCACAGCCUUGUAUGUGAUGGGUACGAUGACUGUGGAGAUCUAAGUGACGAGCAGAGUUGUGAUUGUAAUCCAUUACAUAGCUACCAGUGUGGAGAUGGACGAUGCAUAACUUUAAGAUGGGUCUGUGAUGGUGACCAUGACUGUGUAGACAAGUCUGAUGAAGUCAACUGCUCAUGUCAUAGUCAGGGUCUCACCGAGUGCAGGAAUGGGCAGUGCAUUCCUAGUGCCUUCCGCUGUGAUGGAGACAGUGAUUGUAAAGAUGGCAGCGAUGAGGAGAACUGCACUGUAAGUAAGGGACAGGUAUGCCAAGAAGGAGAUCCAAAGUGUAUUUCUCAAGCCUGUUCAGGAGCAUGUGCCAAUGAUCCCAACUGUGGAACGCCUCACAACAAGACAAACUGCAGUCAGUGUGAACCAAUAACCUUAGAGCUGUGUAUGAACCUACCCUACAACUAUACCCAUUUCCCAAACUAUCUUGGUCACAGAACUCAGAAAGAGGCUUCCAUAAGCUGGGAAUCAUCUCUGUUCCCAGCCCUUGUUCAAACAAAUUGUUACAAAUAUCUCAUGUAUUUUGCAUGUACCAUUCUAGUACCAAAGUGCGAACCGGAGACCAGUCAGCGGAUACCACCAUGCAGGUCACUUUGUAAACAUGCCAAAGAGCGAUGUGAAUCUGUGCUUGGUAUUGUGGGAUUACAGUGGCCAGAGGAUACAGACUGUACCCAGUUCCCAGAUGAAAAAUUAGACAACCAAACAUGCCUUAUGCCUGAUGAGGAUGUAGAAGAAUGCUCCCCUAGCCAUUUCAAGUGCCGUUCUGGACGCUGCAUCUUGGCUUCCAGAAGAUGUGAUGGAGAAGCAGAUUGUGAAGAUGAUAGUGAUGAGGAAAAUUGUGGAUGUACUGAGAGAGGUCUUUGGGAAUGCCCAGUGAACAAGAUGUGCAUCAAACAUUCAAUGAUAUGUGAUGGAUUCCCAGAUUGUCCUGAUGAACUGGAAGAGAAGAAUUGCUCAUCCUGCACAAACGAUGAGUUAGAAUGUGCCAACCAUGAGUGUGUAUCUCGUGAUCGCUGGUGUGAUGGCGUGGUGGAUUGCAAAGACAGCUCAGAUGAAUGGAACUGCGUUACUCUGUCUAAAGGUGUGAGGUCCCUCCUAACCAUUCACAGGUCUGCAUCUGACCAUCACGUAUGUGCCGAUGCUUGGGAUGAUGAGCUUACUCACUGGGUCUGCAAGCAGAUGGGUUUAGGCGGCCCAUCAGUGGCAGAAUUUGCCCAAGAAGCUGAUCAUUUGGAACAUAAUAAAAUGCUGCAUCUAAUUAAAGACUGGAAAAAGAAAAAUGGAUCUACAUUUCACGAGCUGCUCAUGAAAGGGCAGACUUGUGAAAGCAGAGCUAAAGUAUCUCUGACAUGUACCAGAGAAGAUUGUGGACAUCGUCCAGCCGCCCGAAUGAGCAAGAGAAUUCUUGGUGGCAGGACGAGCCGACCAGGACGUUGGCCUUGGCAGUGUUCUCUCCAGAGUGAUCCCAGUGGACACAUCUGCGGCUGUGUUCUCAUUGGGAAAAAAUGGGUGUUAACGGUAGCUCACUGCUUCGAAGGAAGAGAAAAUGCUGCCGUAUGGAAGGUUGUAUUUGGUAUAAACAACUUGGAUCACCCAUCUGAUUUCAUGCAGACUCGCCUUGUGAAGACUAUUAUUCUCCAUCCACGGUAUAACAGAGCAGUGGUGGACUACGACAUUAGUAUUGUGGAACUGGAUGAGGACAUUGUGGAGACUAGCUAUGUGAGGCCAGUUUGCCUCCCAACUAAGGGCCAGUUGGUCGAACCAGAUACGUAUUGUUACAUCACUGGAUGGGGACAUAUGGGCAACAAAAUGCCAUUUAAGUUGCAAGAGGGAGAAGUUCGGAUUAUUUCCUUGGAACGCUGUCAGUCUUAUUUUGACUUGAAAACCAUAACAUCCAGGAUGCUGUGUGCUGGGUAUGAGUCCGGGACAAUAGAUUCCUGCAUGGGAGAUAGUGGCGGUCCCCUUGUCUGUGAACAAGAAGGAGGACAGUGGACGUUAUAUGGACUGACUUCUUGGGGAUCUGUAUGUUUUUCCAAAGUUAUGGGACCUGGAGUUUAUAGCAAUGUUUCCCACUUUAUUGACUGGAUUGAAAGACAGAUAUACAUUCACAGCUUCUUAAUCAACUAAAGACGUAUAUAUAUAUGAAUAAAAUACACAUAUUUAAAGGCAAACAGCAAAAAUUGCCUUAACCACCAAGGAGGUUUUAAUGAGUGGAAAUCCUUGCCCUGGGUAUUAAUGAAAAUGAUAUCUAUAUAUUUUUGUUCUAAACGUUAGGUGUUUUAGUCUAAAGCUUUUUGACUUUUUGUACAUAUCUGUUCACGGUUAUGUUUUGCUGUGUAAUCAUUUCUUAAUGAACACAGACUUUCAAAAAAAUGUAACAUUUGUUGUUUGUUUUAUAUGCGGGCAUUGAGUGGGUGAUACCGGGCUUGGGUUUGCCAGGAGUCAUUUACAGGGACUGACAAUUGUAAAUUACCACACAUGGGACAGGUUACAUUUGUAGCAUAAUACACUAAAUUCUGAUUUCAGCUACCGAGACAGGUAGGUAAAGCUCACGUUAGCUUUGAGAUGUCUUAAAUACCAAUAGAGAUGCCAGUUCAUUAACUUUACUGGAUAUUAAGCUUACGGACUACAAUGGUCCCUGUAAUGUUUCCAUAGACUUCAAAACAUCACAGUCUGACCGCCUAGUUUAUUCACCCAUGUUUGAUUGCUCAGGUUUAGAGGGGUUACACAUGCAUUUACUAUAAUGAACAUGUAAUUUGGUAACAACAGACCCCACAAUGCAGUCUACAGAUCAACUGUUACUACUACAUGAUGAUUGUUUCUUUAAUAAAA
Molecule: messenger RNA, 4179 nt
Organism: Spea bombifrons (plains spadefoot toad)
Lineage: Eukaryota; Metazoa; Chordata; Amphibia; Anura; Pelobatidae
Gene: CORIN
Product: corin, serine peptidase
Exons: 22
Coding region: 121-3474 (1117 amino acids)
Biological process (GO): peptide hormone processing; acrosome reaction; regulation of blood pressure
Cellular component (GO): membrane
Molecular function (GO): serine-type endopeptidase activity; protein binding
Source: RefSeq, a predicted model, not a curated record